AUGUUCCUUGCAAACCAAUUCGGUUACUAUCAACCAGCGGGUCCAUUGAUCUCACCACAUGUUAUACAGCCAGUUACAGCUGGACCACCACCACCAUCAUCAAUACCACCAAAUGUGCCAUUGUUAGCAACGACCAAUACAAAAGUCAAAUCCCAAACAACCACCCCUGUGGAUGGCAGCGAACACUUAACCGCCAGUGGUCAGCCAAAUGCCACUCCUACUGCUGAUAGUGCGGAUUCAGAGCUUCUUCUAAGCGGCGGUGAUUUAGCACCCUAUCGUUAUCCACCACAAGGUGGUAAUGCCAGUGCUGCAGCAGCAGCAGCGGCCGCCGCCGCAGCUGCCCAUCACAGUCAACAUCAACAACAGCAGCAGCAACAACAACAACAGCAUCAAUUACAUCAACAGGCAGCUGCCCAUGCAGCAGCUGCGGCGGCAGCGGCCGCUGCAGCUCAUCAAAGCCCACCAUAUCCCCGAUCAAUGCAUGCCCAAAUGCAUUAUCCACCAGCAUAUCCUGCAAGUUAUUAUUCACCGUAUCCCGGUGAACCAAUGUGUUAUUCGCCACCUGCCUAUCAACCGUAUUAUCCAGCAACCAAAGUUUAUCAAAGUGCUCCACCACCGCCACAUCAUUCGCCGUAUAGACGUUAUUCGUACUAUCAGCCGGGCCAUCCACCGCCACCAACCGAACUAUAUGAGCAGGCACCGCCACCCCAACCGGGUACAGCUGGUUCUAGUGCUGGCCAGGUGGCAGGACCACCACCACCCAGUCAGGCGGGACAACCGCCGCCACCACCUCCACCGGGUGGUACACAACUGGUACCAGCAGGUCCGCCAGCGGGUCAUAGUCAACAUUUGGAACAUUUUGCCGGACCACAAGGUUAUUAUGCGGGUUAUGGCAGUGGCAGCGGUGCAGCUGGCCAGUGUUAUACACGCAGUAUUCAGGCUCCGUAUAUGGAAUAUCCACCACAAUGUCCGUGUCCAAUGCAACAAUCGUGUCCAAAAAACGUCCAUACUGGGCCUCAUAUUGGUAGCAACAGCAGCAGCAACAACAAUGUCAAUCACACUCACAACGGCAACAGCAGCAGCGGCAACAACAACAACAGCAAUACUACACUCAAUCACAGCGGCAACAGCAGCAGCAACAACUCAAUAACCACGGUGCCAGCAAUGAGCAACAAUCAUUGCAACAGCAACAACAACAACACCUUGAAUGUAUUGAGUUUGCAUCAACAACAACAGCAGCAGCAGCACAACAACAAGUCGCUAACGAACGAUACGACUAUGACGAACAACAGUAAUCGCCAUAGCAACAAUACAACAACAACAGCAGUAAAUGUUAACAACAACAACUUGAACAGUAAUGCCGUAAAUACCAAUAGAGGCCCAGUUAAAAAUAUUACCAAUCCACCAAUGGACGCAAAACAUGGAGAAAUCAUACCGCCUAAUCCAAAUAAAAUCCCCCUACUAACGAUAGCGGUCAAAACCGAACUGUCUGUCGAUGAUACCGACAACAAGAGCCAGUAUGAAGAGAAUGUCGUAACACCUCUCACACCUCCCGAUUGUUACAGUACAAAUGAAGAUAAACUAAGGGAUUCAAUUGAAAAAGAUCCGGUAACGGAUAUUCGCGAGGAGCCCGAAGAAGUUCCCGAUAAAAUAGUGAAUAGAUCGGAAGCGGAUGUCGCAACUCACUUACGUGGUAUGGCGACAACACAACCCAUAGAGGCUUAUGAUUUGACCACAAGUACACCACCCUUGCAGAAUGUUGGGGUCAGUGUGCCCACAGUACCCAUUGCGAAUGCCACGAAAUCUCCACAAAUUACCACAGUGGGACGGAGGGCACGUAUUGGCAAAUCUAUGGCCUGGAAUAUGGUUUAUGCAGCGAAUCAAGUAAAUGUCGCAAGUGUUCCGGGAGCGCAGCAGCCAAAUUGUGUACAGGGACGUAAUGGAUCCCAACCUGCAUCACCCUUACAUGGCAAUGCCCAAGUGACUGCAUCACAACCAGCUAAACCUUCCACUCCGCAGAAAACCACAACUCCAGAGCAUAGCAGCCAAGGGAAAGUUUCCUCCUCUGCUUCUCCGGCAAAUUUCUUUGUCAGCAAUGUCAUGACCAAACAGGAAAUUGAUGAAGUCCACACGGCUCCGCUAUUGCUUAAGGCUGAAAUCAAAUCAGAGAAAAUCAAACUUGAAGAUGAGCUAAUCGAUACGAUGUUGCUGCAACAGCACACCAAUGUCGUUGUGGCACAACAUACGCUCCAUCAGCAAUCCCAGUCGGCAAACCCAAAACAUAUCAUACCCGAGAAAGAAGAGCUUAAAAUCAUAAAAGCCGAGCCGAUUACGCUCAGCGAAAUUUUACAUGAGAGUAAAGUGAAGGUGGAAUUGGAUUGUGAAAUUGUCACACCAAGCGAAGAGCGGAAAGUGGCGCCCAAUUGCACGGGGGAGGUGGUAAACAAGCCUCAGGGUAGAAUGCGUCUGCUGUCCUCCAGACAAGCUAUGCCGACAACAACUCUCUCACCUCUGCCAGCCGUUAAUUGUGACAUUGAUCUGUCCACAACAUCCGACGAUGAGAUUCUCGAUUUAUGCCAUAGUCCUGUGGCGCCCAAAUGUUCAGGCAAACGUCGUGGAAUUUUGGAAAUCAACAAAAAUCAAUGCAAGAAAUCUCCUCCCAAUAGCUAUAAAAGUCUAAUCAAACAGGCGGAACCCAAGACGUAUCUUUGUUUGAGUCGUAAAUUUGAAAAGAAAUCACGAUUUGGUCGCAUCCACUCGUCUAAAUCCAACAAGGGCAGUUCGGGUCUUAACAACGGUAUACGAAGGAGAGAAUUGAUGUUAACCGAUCAACAGAAGGAAAGUUUGAAGAUACGAAAGAAGAAAUUGGCGGCCAUGGAAAAACGAAGACGUGAAACGAAGGAGCAAAGAAGGGCUGAGCUGAGGCAAAAACGCAAAGAAGCCAAGGAGGCAGCGGUGGCCAACAGUAGACAACAUGACAUGAUUAAGGGAGAAAGGGAACUGCCGGAGAGCGUGAAUGUGGAACAACCAAUUAAAAAAGAAGAAGCCGAAGAGGAGGAUGAGGUGGUGAAUUUAAUUGAGGAUGAUGUGGAAAUGUUGGAGAAUGGUAAAGUGCAGACGCCACUGCUAUUUGCAAAUCAACAAGACGCCGCAAAUGCCAAGAAAUCUCCUCAGAUUACACCCAAACCAUCACCGAAACGUGGAAAGCCUCCCAAGAAACAAGCCAUACCUUUGCAUUUAAUUGAAACUAUUGAUGCUGUGGCCAGGGGCUACUUCUCAGAGCCGGAAUGUCGUACAUCAUCAUCAUCACUGGUGGUGACCAGUAACGCUUGUUCUCCUAGUCCCUUGGAUUUACACAAAUCUAAUAGCACGGUGACGACCAUGACCACGACAAAUGAGCCCAAAGAAGGCCGUAGUCCUUUGGCUCAUAAAAUUCAUAAAAAAUCAAAAACCACUUCGGAAAAACGUUCGAAAUCGGAAACAAAGAAACCUUUGAAAGUUCAGAAUUCCCUUAACACUGAACCCUUAAAUAUUCGUACCGUUUUCGAUGGUGUUCCGAUACUAACAGCAACUACCUCAAAAUCAGUUACGACGCACACGAUGGCUAGUGAUUCAAGCAUGGAAUAUACGGAACAAUCUAGAUCAAAAUCCACAGAACCCAAGUCGACAAAAUUGCCGAAGGAGGGAAAAAUUAAGAAAUCCAAAACGGAACACAAAUCUUCGAAAAAAUCAAAAUCCAAGGAUAGAAGUUCGGUAGAUAUAACUGCACAGGAGUGUAUAGCUGUAGAGGCUAUGGCCAUGGAAACGAACAACAAUGAAAUUCCUAAAGAAGCUCAAAUUUUGAAUAAGGAACCUACAGAAGAAUCAAAAUCGGAUGACGGUUUACGAACAACGGCUGAAACACUGGCUGGUACAGUGAUGGAGGUGGAACCCGCCAUACCCAACAACAAUAAUACAACAACUAGUGUCACUUUCAACGCUCAAAAUACUCCAAUGCAAUCCGAAAUUACGGAGGAGGCUCCUGAACAAUCCUGUCACCCGACGACAGCAGGUGAACAAAAUUCUUUGAUAGAACAUUCCAAUGGCAAUAUCAGUACAACAGCAACUACACCAACGCCGCAGCAGCAACAACAGCAACUAUUUAUACAGCCCACAUUACCUCCAAUGCCACGGGUGGUGUGUCACCAUCAUGGUGUCAAACGUAAUCGUUCACGUUCCAAAUUUGGCAAUCGCAAACGUCAAAAAUUGAAACAUUCCACGGUGUCAUUUGAGCUGGACGAAACACUGCCGCCGGCUACACGUAAUGAUGUUGUGCCGAAAUGGAAUAAUGGCUGGACAUGGGAGGGAGAACAGUUCCAGGGGGCGGUAUUCUUAAAUAGCGAUGAUCCAUUGGUAAUACGUACUUGUUAUCCUGCUAUGCGCCAUUCUGAGGGCGAUAUUAUACGCACCCGUGAUUGUGUUCUUCUCAAGGCUAAUGAAGAUAAUGAGUUGCCCUAUGUCGCCAAGGUGGCCCAUUUGUGGGAAAAUCCGGAAGAUGGUGAAAUGAUGAUGUCUCUCUUAUGGUACUAUCGUCCCGAACACACAGAACAGGGACGCCAACCUAGCGAUAGUCCAGAUGAAGUUUAUGCCUCACGUCAUCGUGAUCACAAUUCAGUUGCCUGUAUUGAAGAUAAAUGCUAUGUUUUGACAUUUAGUGAAUAUUGCAGGUAA
Molecule: messenger RNA, 4710 nt
Organism: Musca vetustissima
Lineage: Eukaryota; Metazoa; Arthropoda; Insecta; Diptera; Muscidae
Exons: 5
Coding region: 1-4710 (1569 amino acids)
Molecular function (GO): chromatin binding
Source: RefSeq, a predicted model, not a curated record